This is a messenger RNA of Helianthus annuus (common sunflower), 1098 nucleotides long. RefSeq names its product 5'-deoxynucleotidase HDDC2. Bases 117 to 833 code for a protein of 238 amino acids. The transcript is spliced from 8 exons. Gene Ontology annotation, cellular component: cytoplasm. Gene Ontology annotation, molecular function: 5'-deoxynucleotidase activity. The record is from RefSeq and is a predicted model, not a curated record. NCBI's taxonomy places the organism in Eukaryota, Viridiplantae, Streptophyta, Magnoliopsida, Asterales, Asteraceae.
ACAUGUAUUGAAUGUCAUCCACACGAGGUGCAUAAGGCGUUGGUGUUAACGGUUGGGCUACCGGAAAAUAUAAUCCGUGAUCUAAACGGAAGUAGGUAACCAGUAAACAAACAAACAUGAGCCGGUUGGUUUUCACUACCAUAACCGCUAAAACCUUUUUAUUGCCCCAUUCGUCCUCUUCAUUACACUUUAAAAUUUUCAAAUCUUCUUCUUCUUCUGCUGCUUCUAGGGUUUCUACAAUGGCAUCGGACUCAUCUUCCUCUUCAUCGGCAUCAUCACCGUCUCCUUCGUCCGCCAUUGAUUUCCUCACUCUCUGCCAUAGCCUCAAGUCAACCAAAAGAGCAGGAUGGGUGAAAAGAGACGUUGCGGGCCCUGAAUCUAUUGCAGACCACAUGUAUAGAAUGGGGUUAAUGGCUCUUAUUGCUAAUGAUGCUCCUGGAGUCAACCGAGACAAGUGUAUAAAAAUGGCAAUCGUUCAUGAUAUUGCAGAAGCCAUUGUUGGUGACAUCACACCGUCGGAUGGGGUCCCAAAGGCGGAGAAAAGUCGGCGAGAGAAAGAAGCAAUAGACCAUAUGUGUAAACUUCUUGGUGGAGGACCACGUGCUGAGGAGAUACAUGAGUUAUGGAUGGAAUAUGAAGAAAACUCUACAACCGAAGCUAAGGUUGUCAAGGACUUUGAUAAGAUUGAAAUGAUACUUCAAGCUUUGGAAUAUGAAAACGAACAAAACAAAGACUUGGAGGAAUUUUUUGAGUCUACUGCAGGCAAGUUUCAGACGGACCUUGGUAAAUCAUGGGCCGCAGAGAUAGCAUCAAGGAGGAAAAAACAAGGCUAGAUAUUGGAUAUGAAUCACUAGUUACGAAGAUUUUGAUUGAUCUCUGCACAUCUGGAUGCUAUCCAUGACACUUUGAUGGAAAUCAUAAUGUUUUUAGCCCUGAAGUGCCUCUCUGCUUACUAAUGUUAGCAGUUUCAUUCCUGGGCUUCUUAGUUUUCACUUCUGCAGCUAUAUUGUUUCAGAAAUGGACACUUUUAUUGCAGUUUGAUCCUAGAUGUAGAUCGUUUUUUAAUGAAACUCAUGCUCGAUAAUCUUGCCAUCCGUA